Seminavis robusta is the source of this 3249-nucleotide messenger RNA. The record is from the annotation of a GenBank genome assembly. NCBI's taxonomy places the organism in Eukaryota, Bacillariophyta, Bacillariophyceae, Naviculales, Naviculaceae.
GCUUCACUGGCUUACUAGCUAGUAAAGAAGAUCCCAAAGGAAGACACAACGACACAACAAGACGUGUCCCCUCCAACCCAUAGUAACCUCUUCGUUCAGCCGACAGAUCAUGCAAUGGUGACUUUUAACAACUUGGCUGCUGAGACAAGAUGGGCUUUGGUCCUUCUUCGUUGCAUCAUCUUCUUUUGUUUUUUGGAUAGCAGUAGAGCCCAGCCUAUCAACACCCACGCAAAAAGUGACUACAACGACUACAACAACCAGCAAGAACACAGACGAGCCAGCACGUACUCCGAGCUAUCAACCAUUCCUCCAGACCCUGUUGCCAAAAAUGUCAGCAAACAAAUCAAAGAUAGUCUGGCAGUCAAGUAUGGGAAAUGGCACUUUUGGGACGGCAAUGAGCAGUAUCGUCCGGAAAAUGAUGACUUGUGCGACCAGUACGAACCGGUCUGCGAUGUGCCGGAAGAAGAUUUUCCUGACGACAGUUGGCAAGGCGAUGCUGUCUUUGUCAACCACUUUCUCAAUGAUGCCGAAUUGUUGGUCAAUCGAGCCAUGGAGGCCAUCUUUGAAGAGUAUGGUCAUCCCAAACCAAAAGGUGCCGAGGGAUUGGCAGAACGAAUGAGAAUGUUUCACUGGGACAAGAUUGAUCUGAAAACGGCAAAAGGACCACCCAAAGCCUUUCAGGGGAGUAUGAGCCGAGGAAAUGGAGGAUGGACCACUCGACGUAGCUUUGAUGGAUUGGUUCGGCGCAUCUUACAUGCCAUCAUGACAAGUGGUACCUUCACGGUAGUGGUAGCAGGAAACUCUGCUGCAGCGGGUCAUGGCAACCACUUCCGUCAGAGUUACCCCAUGCAAUUCCAUAGAAUAAUGGCACCAAUUUUUGCUCGAUUAGGAGUCAGACUCAUUACACGCAACAUCUCACAAGGUGCAUUGGGGACUCUUCAGAAUACAUUAGGCUCGGGUGAUAUUUACGGCCGAAAAAUUGACGUUCUUAUUUGGGAUGCAGCAAUGACAGAAAAGUUUGACCAACAUCUCAUUGAUCUCUUUUUCCGACAAGCUUUAAUAGCAGGAGAUCAUGUACCAGUUCUAUGGAGUGCUGGAGGAACCUACGACCUUUUGAAGGUAUUGCACGAACAUGCCGAUGCUGAUGUGGGAGAAUUUGGGCUGGGAUUGGAUGGAAUUGAAUUGACCACCAGUGAUGAGCAGGCAAAAACCUUGCCAUGGGCUGUGCAAUACCUGAAAUGUGACCCAGCCAAUCAAGAGGUCUGCAACAGACAUAAUGAUUACUGCACCAAGUGUUGGAUCGACAGGGAUGACGGCAUUAAGCCUGAAAAAAGUCAAAACGACAAAAUUGGAGGUCAAGUAAAGUGGCACCCAGGAUGGAGGCAACAUCAGUUGACUGGGCGUGUUUUAGCCUUCUCUGUUCUGGAAGCUCUGCAAAUGGCCAUUCAGCAAUUCUCGGAUGGAACCAUGGGUGGGCCACCACUGGAAGAUGAGUAUUGGCAUGUCCAGGAUUAUUUUGAGAAUAUUCAAACCAAAGUGAAGAACAUGGAUCCAAAGCUUGGCGAUUGUUACUCCAUCAAAGAUGUAGGACUACCAGAAAGACUGUGCAACACGACCAUGAAUGGUCGAACACAUUACACUCCCCGAGCGAACUUUGACAAGACCGGUAUCAAUACAAUUGUGGAACCUGCGGACAAUGGGUAUGUCCCGAAGAAUGCAAAGACAAAACUCUAUGGGGGUCUAGAUGCACACAACUCCUGCUAUGAUGUACCCUCUGGCCAGGUUGAUGUGCUGUCCAUUGUCAGUGGGAGGCGAAGAAUGGCGGAAGAGGUGCUUUUUAAUUAUUCUGCAACAGCUGCAAAGCGAGGUCCACCGGCUCAGACUACAGACAUGACAACCAACACAAAAAUUCAGCAGCCUUCCCUCAGGGUUCGGCAGCAUCGUGAACUUGAUGAAAUCAAACCCGGCAUAGGGUGGGAGAUUGUGGAAGAACCACAAGGGUACUGUGAUGGGAGUUAUGCAGCCGUGUGUGCCAGAUGGACGCAUCAUGAGUGUGUGCUCAGUGGCCACCACGACGCCCGUGGCAUGCUGCUUGGCAAUGGCUUUUCUGGAUGGCUGGUGAUGAACGUGAAAAUUAAGGAAGGACUUAUCAUUCUCAAGUUUCACUCCUGGGCCAGAAAAGAAUGGGUCACAAUCGCAAAGGACUGGACCUCUGAGAAUAAUGCCCGUAGAUUCUUGAAGGCCACUGAUAGUACAGACCCAAUUGAAGGUCUACCCAACAGCUUUCAACUUGAAUAUGCAAUCGAUGGUGAAGUGACACACAUCAACAAGCACGAGCUGAAGAAAAAAUACCGACUGAGACCUCAAAGAGUAGUUGAACUUCUUGUGUUGAUGGACGAUCCAGACUUUGCAGGUGGUGAAGAAUAUGAUGUUGAAGUUGCAGUCCGGUUAACGGGAUGUGGCACUGAUUGCGUACUUGGAGUGUCUCACAUCUUUUGGGCUUAGCAACUUAACAAUUAGCAGUGGGCAAGCCAAAACUAUACAUUCUACCGCCAGAACACAAAAGAGUACGGAUAUCAUGAUGCUAUGUACUUGUAGUAAUACACUGUCGAAAAUCCGCUCUACCUUUAUUCUAUUUUGUUUUACAACCAGAUAUAUCAACAAUUUGCUCCUGUUGUGGGAUUGCAUGGGGGCACAGGGGGAUUUGUAACAGGGGGUGGUUGAAUGGGUGGACAAUUUGCGGCAGUGGUUGGGUUGCACGGGGGUGGUACAUGCAUACAAGAAGUGAAUGCAAAACCAGCAGCAUUAGCCAGGCACAAAUUAUCGUACUGACACUUUUGGUUGCAAAUGACAAUCUCUUUAUUGAGGGCUGUGUGUGACAAACAGAAGUGGCAUUAGUUGGAAAAGCUUGUUGCUUUGUAACGUUUCACGGUCGUUGCAGUUUAUCACUUACGGCAGCUGAUUCCGGGUCCAGGAAGAGGACAAAAAUCAUCCACGGGUAGGCAGUUGACAAAGCCAGCAGCAUUGGCCAAACACGCAUUAUCGUACUCGCAUCUAUAGCCUUCUCCACAGGCCACAGUAUUGAUGUUGCUGGGGCACGUGUUCCCAGUUCCCGGAAGCGGACAAUAGUGUUGGAGUGUGAGUCCUCGAAGUCCGUAUCCAUUGACUUGAGAAGUAAGAAAUACAAUAGCGAAUGCAGUCUUCAUCAUUGUUUCUUGGUAGUGGUGGUUCUUUGAUCUUGUUUGUCCU